GCCUCGCGCCCGACUUGCCGCCGCCGCCGCCUCCUGCUCACCCCAACGUGGCGGGGCCCAUGGCGCCGGGGACGGGAGCCGCUCAGUGUUUCCGCGAGUCGGCCAUCGCGCUAGCUGUCUCUCGCAGUUUCCCGCCUCUGACCAGCAGGGCCUACCAGCAGCUCCCGAGGCCGGCCUCGGCUCUCUCGUUGGCUUGAAGGGGCGCCCGUGCCGGGAAGUGGAGGCGGAGGCGCCACCAACCAGCGAGGAGGCUCCCGCCCCUCGGAGGCCGGCUCUGCGCGCUGCCUGGGCGGGGUGGGAGUUGGCGGGGGGCGGCGCCUCCUCCUGGAGGCCUCCCUCGGGGUGGGGGCAGCUGCGCCAGGAUUGCCCCCUUCUCUGAGGUAAAGCUUGGCUUGGGGCUCCCGAGCAGCUCCUCUUGUUACCCGAAAGGAAGGGCGGACAAUUAAAAAAAAAGUUUUCCUAGAGGAGGAAGCGACGCUCCUUCGUUGGUUUGUGUUUUAGGAGGCGGACGAGAUCGGAGUGUUGGGCCGGGGUGAGGUAUGUGACUACAGUAAUGGGGUAGCCUUUCAUAUAGCCAGCUCACAGUACCAGCACUUGGGAGAGACUCCCAUAUAAAAAACGUGGGAGAGACUCCCAUAUAAAAAAUGAAAUCUGGGUUUCUUUAGAACUGAGCAUCAUGAAAAUGCGAAAUAUGAGCCUAUCAUUAAAUUAGAAACAACCGCUAUGUGGUAGUGUAUUGCAAUCAAAUUUUCCAAGCCGCUGGGUCUUCUGCCUAUUUUGUCUUUCUGUGUAAACUGCCAGUUGUCUGAAGAUCAGACUGGGUAGCCAUACAAAACUCAAGCUUUCAGAAUUGGAUGCAAAUACCACAAGUUGUCCUGAACUUGUUCCAAAUUUAUUGCUGCUAAAUAACGCUUCAUAUUGUUUAUUGAGGGGUUUUUUUUUAAAAAAAUAAAUGUAUGUGGCUAAUUUUUCCCCAAAAACAGGUUAUGUUUUUCAAGGAACAAAAUUAUGGGCUCUGAAGAGAAAGAAAAUGAAUUAUACAGAAUCACAACUUCUCAGCAAGCAUUCUCCUCUGGUUGUGGUGCUGUUAUUACAUCAGUUUUGGGUAAGGAAAAAACAUUUGAAUCCACUUAGCUUAUUGUGGCUGCAGCUGCAUGUACAUAGUCAAUGGUUUGCCAGGGAUAUGCAGACAGCUCCUGCUUCAUUCUUUCCAUAGUGUGAGUAGGACAAGAAACAAUAAUAUUUGGCUUAGUGCCAAAUUAUUGUAUCCAAACUGGCAAUCAUGGUUUGUUUAAGUAAAACAAGCAAUCCCUGGUUUGGAUGUAAUGCUACACCAUGGACUGUAGUUCAUUGCUCAUGCAAGAGGAGGCAUAAAGUGAGAAUGAUACCUUCAUUCAUGGUAAGCCAGUAGAAUCCUAGAACUGGAGGCUGGUCUUAAAGGCCAUCUAGUCCAGUCCCCUUUUUGAUGUAUGAAAUCUAGAGUUGUUAGAGCAUCCACAACAGAUGGCUGUCCAGCUUCAGCUUGAAGACCUUGAACAGGAGAGCCUCAGGCUCAGUAAUUCAUUUCUUUGUUGAAUCACUGUUAGCAUUAAUAAAUUUCUCUUUAUGCUCAAUUGAAAUGUGCCUUCUACUGCCCUCUGGGGCAACAGAGAACAAGUCUUUGCUGAUUUAUGUAUAUUCAUUUAUUUAGCUUUAUUUUUAAAUCCUUAUUGCCAACUAAUUUAUGCAUUCUAAAGGUUUUCCAAAAGACAAUUUUUAUUUUUGCUUUAGUGACACCCCUAGAUGUUGUUAAAGUUCGACUGCAAGCCCAGAGCAAUCCAAACCUGAAAGGUAAAAUCCUUAUAGAUAUGCAUAUGGGAUACAGAUAAAAGGGUGCCUGUUCUGUUUAUGUUUUGAUAAAAUGUGGCUUUAAUGGUGGAGGAGAAAGUAUUGUGUGGGGGUCACAGAACUAUAAAGGCCUAAUAUUAUGCAUGCAAGACUGAGCUUGGUAUACUGGUUAUUGUUGUAUUUGUGAAUGAUGUUAAAAGGUAAAAGUAUGCUUAAUUUAAGAGUGAAGAGAGAGCUUUAACUUCUAAUAUGUAAGUGGCAGAAUAGAGUGGUGAAUUAAGUUUGUUCAUCACUAUUUCUGCAACAAGAAAUAUCUAACAGGUACUUGUAUACCUCCCAAAUGUAUGCUCCAUUAGCCAAUUAGUAUUAAUGUAUAUAAUGGAUAUAGUACAGAGUUUCCUUAACUUAUUUAAUAAUGUACUGUAUUUUUCGCCCUAUAGGACGCACUUUUUCCCCUCCAAAAAUGAAGGGGAAAUGUGUGUGCGUCCUAUGGGGCGAAUGCAGGCUUUCACCCACCUGCUUCACCCACCCCCUCUGUUACAAACAACAUGACAGGUUUUUUGUUCACCCUUUUAUCAGGAAAGGCUUUUUUGGAUUCUGAUGGCUUGACAGAUCAUGUUUAUCUCUAUGAAAAUGGAACUGGCAAAACUUGGCACAAGACAGCUGGACGUUUUACUGGCAUGACAGUAAGGAGAAACAUAUUUAAUCCUACCAGUUUUAACUCUGAGCACAACACUCAACAGGCUGUUGCUUUUAAAAAAAUAAAUCUAAUAGUAUGAAUUCAAUGUAUUUUGUGUUUGGAGCAGAAGCACUGAUCAUUCUCAUUAUUGGUGUCUGCCUAGUUUUAAGAUAACUCUACUCCGGGUGGGAAAUAUGUAAGUCAGAAAUAAAGCAAAUGUUUUUUAAAUAGGAUCAGCAUCAAGAGAUAAUUCUAAUUACCAAGAAUUACCAAUAUAUGAGUAUUGAUAGAGAGUAAGAAAAGAAAUAUGAUUUAACUAAUUCCUAAUACUUAACAAGUUGCAAAUGGUAGGAUCCUGCUUAGCUGUUGUGGUGUCCAAGAUUACUGUUUUCUGUGCCCUUGGAAAUUUCUUGUCAUAGUCAAGAAAUGGCUUCCAAGCUUACUGACUUGGUAUUAGAUGAGACUAGACUCAAUACAGAUCUGACUUCCCUUAGACACUAGGCCAAUAUAUUGGACUGGCUGCAUCCCCCUUGUCUUUUUAAAGUAAAGAAAAACUCCUAUAACUGCUAGCUCCAACUUUGUAGGCUGGAUUCUGCAAUUUAGGGCUUAAUUUAGCAAGAGACAUAGCUCUCCCAACACUUUCUUUGCCUUUUCCUUUUCUUAAUAUACAGGUAAACACUGCCCAUUUGCACAACUGGCAGUCAGCUAUUGGGGUAGGACAACGUCUGAUACAAUGAUGUUGUGUCACAGAUUGUGUUUGAGACAUUCAGAGAAAGGGUUGGACAGAAAUACUGAACUGCUGCUACUCCAUAUGCCUUUUAACAUCCAAUUAAGUAUUUGGUUCAGCUGUGUAUCAUGUAAGGGAGGAAAUUCCCCACGAUGAUAAUUUAUUGAUCAGGUUAGAUUGUAUAGCUUCUUAUACUGCAUUUGUUAUUUGUCAAGCUUUUCCAUAGUCCUAAUAUUAGAAAUAAACAUGCAAAUCCUAUUGUAAAACAUACUAUUUUUAAUAUAUAUAAAAAAAUAAAAUUGUCUAGUAGCACUUUAGAGACCACAAACUUAGUUGGUCUCUAAGGUGCUACUAGACAAUUUUUUUAUAUAUUUUUACUGCGUCAGACCAACACGGCUACCCACCUGAUACUAUUUUUAAUAUUGUUUUAAAUGCUGUAACUUGUCCUGGUGAAGGGUAGGUAAUAAAUAAUCAUUAUUGUUAUUAUUAUUAUUAAUACAGAAAUAUGAUUAUAUGUCUCUUUGAAGUGUGAGGAAUUUUUCUUUCUUUGUUUUAUAUCCUGCCUUUCUCCCAUUUUAGGACUCAAGGCAACUCACUGCAUGAAUUAAAACAAAUACAGCUGAAUACAAAUACAACAAAACACACAGCCACUAUAAAUGUUAAAAAAUAAUAACCGCACUGAAAACUUUUAACCAUAUAACAGCAGAAAGAAACAAAACAAAAUAAUAUACAAACUAGUGCAUUAGUGUGCAAAAUAUUUUUAAAAUAAUGUUUUUGUAGACUUACCAAAAAAAUAGACAAUUUGUAGUUGCAGACCAAACAGAACUUACAAAAAUCUGUAACCCUUUCUUUCUUCAUAUUUGGCUAAUUUAGGAUGCUUUUGUGAAAAUUGUUCAAAGAGAGGGUGUGAAAAGCCUGUGGAGUGGACUGCUUCCAUCACUGUAAGUUAUAUACCGUAUUUUUCCCUCUAUAACACGCACCCGACCAUAACACGCACAUAGUUUUUAGAGGAGGAAAACAAGAAAAAAAAUAUUCUAAACAAAACAGUGGAUGUAUGAUUUUUGUGGUUCAUGCUGUGGCCACAGACAUGUGAUCUGACGGUGAGUUUGAGGUGGCCCAAUGCAAAAAUCCUGACGAUCCAUGUGGAUCCAUGCUUUGUAACCACGUUUUUGCACCACUGCAGCCCCAGGCAACAGUGGGUGCGUGAUUUUUUUGGUGCAAGCUGUAGCCAUGGACAUGCUAUGUGAUCUGAUGGUGAAUUUGGGGUGACCCAGUGCAAAAAUCCUGAGGAUCCAUGUGGAUCCAUGCUUUGUAACCACGUUUUAAGUGGGGAGGGAAGGAAAAGCACUCAAGGGACAAGGAACACGCGUGGGGUGGGUGGAGAAGGAUGCUGUUAAUAAUGCAGAAGGGGGGUAUAAGAGGAGAAGCAAGCAGGCUCUGCUUCUCUCCCUCCUCCCCGGCUCGCUGAAAAACUUUGCUGCUAUUUAGCCAGCUGAGUGGGGAGGAGAGAGGGACAGAGAGCCUGCUUGCUUUAAAGGAGCCAACCAGACAGGAGCCACUUACACUCGUGUAAGUGGCUCCUCUCCUCUCCUGCUUUGCUCCUUUAAAGCAAGCAGGCUCUCUGUCCCUCUCUCCUCCCCACUCAGUGGCUCUUCUCCCACUUUGCUGUUUCAAAGCGAGCCACGGAGGAGGGAAGGAAGAGGAACCAUGGAUCCUCUGCUCACGACUGCAGCAGAUCCCCCCGCCAUCCGUAGGCAUUCACUCCAUAACACGCACAGACAUUUCCCCUUACUUUCUAGGAGGAAAAAAGUGAGUGUUAUGGUGCAAAAAAUACGGUAGUUAUUGUCUUCCUAUAUAGCUUCCUGUAAAGCACGCCUGCAGCAGAGUCUCUCCCUCUGGGGUCCUCUCCUCCCCAUCAUCUGUAAAACAGGAAGCAGCUGAGAGGGAAAGGGGCUUUGAUGUUGUGCCAAGCAUGCAGUUACAGAUUCCUAUGUUGUUAGAAGAUCUGCUGCAGGAAAGGCAAAAUACCUUGGCAGAGACAUAGACAUGUGCUCCUUGUAAAUAGGCUUUUUGCAAUUGUAUGAAUGCAAGUUUUGUAGUGCAAUUGCAUUUUGAAGUUUGAAUAGCUAGCUGUAAGGUAGGGCUUGCGAUUCAUCUGAGCAUUGGCACAGUUUGCAUUCAUUUGUUGGCAUUGUUGAGUUCUUUUUGCUUUCAGCACAGUCAGGAUAGAUAAAGGGUGUCAGAGAGCUAUAGACACCUGGAAUAGUUCUGAUCUAGACACUCAUAUUUUAACCAGUUAAACUAGAGGGGCAACAGCUAACUGAGAAAGUAAGUGUUUAAUGAUUGGCAACUUUACUAAAUAUUUAUACUUUUGUUUUAGAGCAGUUUCAGUUCCAACAACUGUAGUUUAUUUUACCUGCUAUGAUCAACUACAUGAUACCUUCGGUUCUAAAAUAGGAGAAGAUCAUGAUUCCGUUCCACUUAUUGCAGGUGGCCUAGCUAGAUGUGAGUCAGUCUCUGCUCUCUAGUUUGCUGUUAAAACUUUAUUUCAUGUGGGUUAAAAGAAAGUUUGGAUAAGUUCCAUUGCUUAUAGCUAGCAUUUUAUAAUAAAGCAAAUGUUGUGAUAGUGUAACCUAGGAAACACUUAUAUUAUUAGCCAUGCCUCAUACUCAGAUUUAAGCACAAAAGAUUUUGGCUGGUGCAGGCCUAACACUUUCUCUUAGCCACACUUCAGAACUUGAGAUACCUUUCUGAGUUCGUUUGAUGCUUCUCUGUACAAAGUGCAGUUGACUCACCUCAGUCUUAUCUGCAUUAGGCUUCAGUUUAUUAGCCCUCAUCUGUUGCUGGUUCUAGGUGGGAUUAGAAGAAAAUAAUAAAACUGGAUGUCAUCAGUGUAUUGAUGUCACUAGACUUCAGAACCUCACAUGAUCUCUUGCAGCAACUAUCUGUAGAUGUUGAGUAAUAAAAUGGAACCACAUUAAGAGUUGCACCAAAGGAAUGGUUGUGGUGUUUGAAAUAUUUGAAGCAAGUUUCAAAUUCUGUUUGGUUCACAUGGCAAGGGAAACUUAGGGCAGUUGAACUACAGUGGUACCUUUGGAUAGGCACACCUCUGGUUGCAUAUCCUUCGGGUUACGCACGCAGCAAACCCGAAGUAUUUUUUCCGGGUUUCGCUGCAUACACAGAAGUGUUCUACACGCCGCGCGCAUGCACAGAACAGGCACCUCCAGUUGCAAAUUACUUAGGAUCCGACCGGAGCUCUGGAACGGAUCCCAUGCGCAACCGGAGGUACCAUUAUAGUUCUUUGCCCUUGAGGCAACACGUACAUAAUUAGAUAAUUAUUUUUAUUAUGUUUAUCUGCAUUGAAAAAAUGACAGGCAUGGACAAAACAGAGAAAGCAAGUCUUCUCUUGCAGAUGCUACUAUGGGAAAUGUUCUAUUGACAUAGCUAUUGAGCAUAUUGUGUUCCUCCCCUCCCACUUAGUGUGUGCAGCCACUGCAACAAGUCCGAUCGAAAUGAUAAAAACAAGAAUGCAGUCUCGGCGGUUGAGUUAUAAAAAACUGCUUGCUUGCAUUAGUAGUAAUGUGACCCAAAAUGGUUGGCUUUCACUCUGGAAAGGAUGGGGUCCCACAGUUCUAAGAGAUGUACCAUUCUCAGGUAUGACUUGUUUUGCAUUGGUAGUACUUUUGGUUAUAUUGGCUGAUGCAGAUUCUUUUCAGAUGAAGAUUUUGCCAAUUUGGGAUGUCUGAAAAGGCAAGAGGAAAGAAUCCAAAUAAGGCACUGCUUUACAAGUAUGAAAUGUAUGGGUGUCUGCAUGUAAUUAAUGAAGGCCAAUACGUUUAUUUCCUUUUCACCAUGACUGAAUGUAUGAAGCUUUAAAAAAAUGUUUGGUUAUGCCAUGCUUCCAAUACUAAACAGAGUAUUUUCAGGGAGGGGGCGGCGUUGAAACAGAGACUGGCCCUACAGCAAUGCCCAGCCACACACUGUGAGCACUGAAGUGCUCUAUCAUUUUUAAACAUUCUGUAGCUAAGCCCACAAAUUUUCAGCCCACCAACUUUUUUACUAGCCCACUUGCCCACAUAUAAAUAAUGCUAAUUAAAGUAAUGGUUUAAAAACAAAAGUUAUGUGAUUAGAGUAUUAAGAGAGAUCAAGAAGAACUAUUUCUACCUUGAAAUAAUUCAAAUGGCCCCCAAUGAAAACCAUUUUUGGUCCAAACUCAGAUAUACAGCCUGAUCCUACAGAUGAUUGACUUGGAAGUAAGCACUGUUUUAACUGGUGCUUACUUCUGAGUUUAUUGUAUAGGAGUAUGGUCUUAAGGUUUAAACUAAUGCACAAUAUCAGUUGACAACAAUUUGACUAGUUGGCUGGCAUGCCCCCUCCCGGCACAUGAUUAUUAUAUUUUUAUUCCACAAUGUGGUAAGUAACAAUGUGAUGAGCAAUUAGUUUGCUUUGUGGAAGCACAAUUGCUUCUGUCUAUUUGUUUAACUGCUAACCAUACACAGUCGUACCUUGGAUCUCAAACGCCUUGGCUGCUGAACAAAUCGGCUCCCGAGUGAUCGAAACCCAGAAGUGUUGCGGUUUUCAAACAUUCUUUUGGAACCCGAACAUCCAACACGAGUUCCACAGCUUCCUAUUGGCUGCAGGAGCUUCCUACAGCCAAUCAGAAGCCACGCUUUGGCUUCCAAAUGUUUUGGAAGUCGGACGGACUUCCAGAAUGGAUUCCGUUCGACCUCCAAGGUACGACUGUAUAGACAUAAAAAACUUGAUCACUGUAGUUCUCCAUUUUCAGAUUGCAAAAAGCCUCUUUCAUUUUCUGACUUUUUGUUCUUAUAGCACUGUACUGGUGUAACUAUGAAUACUUGAAGAAGAGGUUAUGCAAGAAAUUAGGUAAAAUGGAGCCAACAUUCCUUAUAACUUUCUCAUCAGGAGCAGUAGCUGGUUCUGUAAGUCUAAUUUUUGUUGAUAACAUUUUCAUCUAAUAGAAAUUACAUAAUUUUUACAUAAGACGUGAAAAUGUAUAUAGUAGUCUUGUAUAUAGAGUCUGUCCUGAUAAUUUAAAUGAGAGGGCAGAUCUAUACUUGGGCAACAUAAGGCAACAUAUGGGCUACUACUAAAAUGAGGCUGCAUUUUAAAUUGUAUUUUAACUCGUAUUUUAAUUAACUGUUUUUUGUUUUGUGUUGUGUUGUGUUUUUUCUUCCCUAUUAUGUUUUAUUGCAAUUUUGUUUGUUGUUAGCCGCCCUGAGCCCGGUUCUGGCUGGGGAGGGCGGGGUAUAAAUAAAAAAAUAUUAUUAUUAUUAAAAUAAGAAGGCAUUCUGAGUGGGAAACUCCUUGUGCACUUUUAAGGUAUCAACAGAGAAGCAAAAAAUGAAAGAAGAAAAAAAUUCAGUUUAUUAAAGCCAAGGCAAAAGGCAAUGAUCUUCUUAGCACAUUUAUUUGGAACAAUGUCCUGUUAAUUUCAGUUGUACUUUCUUUGAAGUAAAUAGGCUGUGGUUUGGUUGCUUCAGCAUAAACUCACAGCAUUGUUUUAUGCAUGUUUACUUAGAAGGACCAAGCUAGAUGAGAUGCUAAACAUAUCUGUAGUACCCACAUUAUGGGGAAGAUGAAAGCAUCCAGUUGUGCUACUGCAGAUGUACUAUUAUACUAUUACAUUAUUGCACAUUUUAAGCCAAGCAAAAUGCAUAGCACUUCAUUCGUAUAUAUGUUUACUAAAAUGUACACACACAUGAGAUUGUACUUUUUAUUGCAAAUAAAAAGGUUGUGAUUUGCAGAGUGAAAAUUGCUUUGAUUCCCACCUAGAUGCUGAAUUUAACACAGAUAAACUCUCAGGAUUUUGUAUCAGCAGUAUUUCAUGCUAUAUUAACAGUCUGAUGCGUAUACUUCAGUCUCAUUGAGUUAAUUGGAACUUAAGUAUUUUAAAUGUAUUAGAUUGUGUUAGUGCAGUCCAACAAGAUGCAAGUCAGCACACGGAGUAUUUUAUGCUUACAAUGAAAGUUGCAAUGGAAUCUAUUUGCCUGUGGGUACUGUUAACAUUCAAAAAUUUAAUUCCCCCCUAGAUUGCUGCUGUAUUAACUUUACCCUUUGAUGUAGUUAAAACACACAAGCAGACUGAAAUGUGGGAACCUGUCAGCACACAUGGUAAGUUCUAAUUCACCAAGUAUUUUUUCUCAAGUGGAAGUGGAAGACACAUGGUAAGUUCUAAUUCACCAAGUAUUUUUUCUUUCAGAUCCACUAUCAAGUACAAUAUUUAUUGAAACCCAUUCUUGGUGAUCUAACCAGUAUCAUCAAUACCUUUGUAGCAUCAUGGAAGGACCACACACUCCAUGGGCUGCCCUUAGUGAAUAUUUGGAAGCUGUAGAAUGUGCUGGCCUGCUAGCCUCUUUUAUAUGAUCAGGAAGGCAAGAGAAUAUUCAGCAAGCUCUGAAUCAAGUGUGUAAUAGUUAUUUCCAAUAAAGUACUUCUUUAAUGUCUUACGUUUUAUUGCAUUACGUUUUGAAUUCUAUGGUAUUCAAAUUGUAAUUCAAUAAAAUACAAUAUAAGAAAUAAAGUUAACAAUCACACUGCAUUUAGCACAGCACAUUACAAAUACUACAACCAGCAGAAAAAAUAUUUCACGUUCCACCAAGACCCUGAGCAAUUUUCUUGUGUUACAUGAGGGAAAAUGAUUGGGAACUACUGCUCUUGAGCAUUCUUGAUAUAAAAAGGUGAGAUAAAAAUGUUUUGGGGGGGUUGAAAGCAGUCCCACCUGAAGAUGGUGCCUCCUUGCAAAAUUUACCACCAGAAAGAUGUGGCUAGCUAGGUAGAAGUAUAAUUGACAUUUAAUUGUACAUCCACAUUUUUCUACUCAUAUUUAGUAGUUUUGUUUUACGCAGCUUCACAGCAGAGGAGUUUAUCGAUAUGGGAAUUAAUGAAGAGAAUUGUUGCUGAAAAUGGAUUUACUGGAUUAUAUACUGGUAAAUUAUGGCUUUCUCACUAAACUAGAGGUUGAUAUGUUUUCCAUACAUUGUUUGUCUUAGACAGUAUUGUAGUAUCUACAACAGAACUUACUGUGCAGUCCAAACACCCUUCACCACCACCCCACACACCACAUUCCUGUCCAGUGCCACAGUGGGCCACAAUGUCCUUUCACCCAGUCCUGCCAGCCUCCACCUGGUGGCUGCAGCACUCACUGUUCUGUCUGAUUUAUGGCAGGGGGUGGUACGGGGCUGAACCUGCCUAGGAUUCAUUGGAGCCAAAGCCAGCCCCACGGCCAUCCAGGGACAGCAUCAUGCCCAAUCACUGCAGAAGCUCUGAACUGAGCAGGACUCCAGAUGCAGUGGUGGUCCUGCCCAAUUGUUAGGAGCAGCUCUGAUUAGGAUUGCACCUUAAGCUAUUUAAAACAUUUAGCAAUUAUGACAGUCUUUCUGUAGUUAUGACAAUAACUCUUUGUUGUUUUGCAUAGCAAAGUUUCCCUACAAACUAUUUUGCAAUUGUGAAAAGUGGAAAACAAACUAACUCAGUUACUUAAUUGGAGAGGCCCCCAGGGCACUGAUCAGUCCCAAUGAUGAGAAACUGUUAAGCCCCCAUGUAAGAAUGGGAUGCAGGUAAAAUAAAUACAAAAAUUCUGGAGAAACAGCCUUGGCAAAUAAAAAUUCUCAUGUACUGUUCUUUCACAGUCUCUAUGAGAGCCUGAAGCAUUACCAUGAACAUUGUUAUGGGUAAACUAUUAGGGUUGUGCUUUUGAAUCUCUCAAAGAAUCUAUGAACUUUAUUAUAUUAACAAUGAUUAAGCUCAUUCAACUGCACUGUUGAUAAGAUCAUUCAGAUUUAUUAGCCUUACUUUUCAAAUGGCUUUGAUCUCUUUGAAAUCUGCUACAAAGCCACUAUUCAUAUACUCCCAAUAUUUUGUUUAUGGAUGAUGGCUCAAGGCUUGUCAAACCUGUGCUUUCUGUACAUUGUAGGUUUAAGGUACAUGCAGUGAUCUUGUGAGAUAGGGUCUGUAAAAAUAUAUUGGUAUAAUGGUUUCUGCACAGUGAUAAAUAUAAGAGCAUUCAGAUUGCAAGACUGAACAACAGGAGAAACCUAGCUAAUAGUGGAGCACUGCUGUACUGGCAUUUAUAACUAUCAGUUUUUAGCCACAUUCUGUGUUAUAGACAAUAAGCAAAUGAACAUACUGUGUGGUCCAUUUAGACUUCAGAAUAAUGAAAUAUAGAUAAUUGGUUCUGGCCCCACUCUGCUCCAUCUUUUGUGUGACAGUCCUUCAGAUAUUUGAAGACAACUAUCAUGUCCCCUCCCCUCUUCUAGGCUAAACAUAACAAAUCAUUGAAAUAAAUGGGUAAGUACAAUAACAUUGUGCUAGUUGUGCAAAAAUUUAAGCAAUUACAUACAAUAGCUUACUGAUGAUCUCCCACUUAGUUAUUCCAUACUUUUGAAUAGUUGUAAUUUAUCUUUUCUGUAGGCAUUAUUCCAAGACUGACAAAAAUUGCUCCUGCUUGUGCCAUAAUGAUCAGCGCCUAUGAAUAUGGGAAGUCUUUCUUCCGUAGAAUAAAUAAAGACAAAGCUAUGAAGAACCUUUAAUGCUGAUUCUGUAAACUUAGUGGCAGCAGUAAGAAGGUCCAUAAGAUAAUUUUAUAUCUUAAAAAUAUAGUUGAUAAGCUCCUUGCAUAUCAUGCAUGCCUUCAAGUCAGCUCUGUUCCAAGACGAGGACCUGGUUCUGCAAAAGAAGUGCUGCACAGCCCAUGAACUGCUGUAGGCUUCCUCCAGGAAAAUUUCAAUGUCUUUCAUGCAGUAGCAACUUGAUGUAGCUAACCAUCAUAUAGCUGGUAACAGCCCAGCUGGUUUUAGCAAUAUUUUUCCCCCACAGAACCGUAUUUUGAAAUUAUACAUACAAGCUUGUAUUUCCACAAAGGAAAUAAUGACUCAGACACUCAAGGCCAUAUUAUUUAGAGUGCCUACAUCAUGUGAUUGAAUAAUCCAGGUUAACAGCGUAUGUGAAUAAGGCAUAGGAGUAGGACAAACAAAAUUCCUUCAGGAGCUAUGUUUAAUAUGCACAGAUCUUAAUGAAAACCAUGAGAAUUUCCUAGUUUGGAUAUUUCUACACUGUUACGUUACCAAAAUCUUUAGCAUGGCAUUACCCAGAAACAGCCACCUUUUUAAUUAAACAAGGAAAAUGUAUUUUCUUAAUAAAAUAUAAAGUUUACACUUGAUGUCUUUCCAGGACUGAUAAAGGCGUGCACCCAGCUAUUGUGCAAGAGGGUACACACACCUAGCCUGGAAUUAUGCAUGUCUUGCUUCCUAGUAAAGGGUUAAUAAGCUUCCAGUUGUACUUGAUAAUACAGUGUUAUGCACACCGGCAAUACAUUAUUACAUUAAUUCAAUAUAGCACAUGGCCAAUUAUCUUUUGCCAGCUGUAGAAAUUACUCUAAUAUAUUCACACAGAGUUUAAAUUACAGUGGUACCUCGGGUUACAUAUGCUUCAGGUCACAUACGCUUCAGGUUACAGACUCUGCUAACCCAGAAAUAGUACCUCGGGUUAAGAACUUUGCUUCAGGAUGAGAACAGAAAUCGUGCUGUGGCGGCAGCGGGAGGCCCCAUUAGCUAAAGUGGUGCUUCAGGUUAAGAACAGUUUCAGGUUAAGAUCAGACCUCUGGAACGAAUUAAGUACUUAACCCGAGCUUUCCAAAGCCAAUACAGUGGUACCUUGGGUUACAGACGCUUCAGGUUACAGACGCUUCAGGUUACAGACUCCGCUAACCCAGAAAUAGUACCUCGGGUUAAGAACUUUGCUUCAGGUUGAGAACAGAAAUCGUGCUGUGGCGACAGCAGGAGGCCCCAUUAGCUAAAGUGGUGCUUCAGGUUAAGAACGGACCUCCGGAACUACUUAAGUUCUUAACCUGAGGUACCACUGUACACUAUGAAUGUUACAAAGUAAAACUGCUACCAUGGGUGCGAAGAGAACAAAGACCAUUAAAAAAAAAUAUGUUAGCACAUCCACAAGUGAAAAUCUAGGGCAUUGUUAUAUAAGGAUCAUAGUACACUUCAGACCAGCGCUUGAAGCGCCAUCACUGCUAUAGAUGUUUCAGAUCCAUUGGGCUAUUUAUUUCACUUACUGUAGUACUGCUAAUUUUGAAGAUAAACAUCUUCCUCAAAAUAUCCUAGUCAAGAAAAUUUAGCAUCUUAAAUUUCUAAAUUUCAUGAACAGUUGCGAUCACUGCAAACUUUCGUUCCACAUCCUUAUUUAAAACAUUGUACCACACCUUUCCUUCUAAAAAGCUCAAAGUGGCACCUUAAAACAUAACUGAACAAUUUAAAAUACAGUAUGAGCACAACUUAGGUGUGUUUAACAAUUUAAAAUACAGGAUGAAUGGCACUUACAUGUGUUAAACUAUGCAGUUGAAAUCACAAAUUAAGUGUAUUGAAGGUGAAGAGCUUAAAAGCUCUUUUUUGUGCAGCAUUUUCCCAGCCCAGAAAGAACUUUUAAGCUCCCAGACUUGCUUACAGAGCUCUGGGAGGCUCUCGCAAGAUCUUGCAGGAACUUGGCCCAAUGAGAUCUCUCAAGAGCAUCCCAGAGCCCAGUAAGUAAGUAUGGGAACUUAAAAGCUCCGCCUUAGGAGACAAAGCCUGCUCAGUACACACCUCCAGAAAGGGUAAGGAUGCUCGUACAGGGGUGGUUUGACUAUACAUGCCAUCCCUGGGAUGUAUAAGACACAAUUGUUCUCUAUCAAUUACAAAAACACUAAAGCACCAAAAUUACAAUCCACCAGUAGCAGCUCAUUGUACAGAUUAUAUGACCAUGCUUGAGAGAAAAUUGGGCAAAUUGCUUUUUAAAUGCAACAUAAAUUUAUUUUAUGUUGAUAGCAACAUUAUUUUAUUUGAUAGGUUUAUAGCCACUUUCCCAUUUUUUAAUUCAGGUUUUAAAAUCAAUCAUAAGCUUACAAAAAUAAUGUAAUGUAGUACAAAUAUUUUGCAUAGCAGCACUGCAAAUGGUCCAGUUAAAACAUAACUACAAAUUAACUCCCAGAAUAAAGUUUCCACACCUUGUAAGUGAAAGAAAAUGGUAGCCACAGUAAUUGAUUAGGAUUUAUGCAGUAUGUUCUAACCACAUUUACCUACUGUAAACCACUUAAAGAUCUUUCAGACAGAAAGCAGUAUAUAAUUGUAAAAAUGUCUGUAGUAAAACAGUCUGUAAUGCAAAGUUGAACAGUUUAUAGUUUCCUAGCACAACUCUGCAAUUCCCGUAUGAUAGCAUUGGUGUAGUGCACUUGGCCGUUUGUUCCAUUUGAAUCAAUAUUCAUUUAUUGUGGUAUUAUGUAACACCUAUUAAAAUCCUUCUCAAGAUUGUGUACAAGCUAAAAUGAUAAAACAAUGGCAGGCAAUAUUUCUGUUAUAAAGAAAAAGUACAACAACAAAAGUAGUAAUAGUACAAAAUGUUUAAUGCACAUGCAACAUUUGAUACAGCAGCGCAAGUCUGCACAAUUUGGGUUUUUCCCCAAGUCUGAAAACUUGACAGAAUUUCAGAACUUGACAGAAUUUCAGAACAAAUACAGUAAACUUUUCAUGCACAAAUAUUGACCUGACUGGUUUCACAUACAAACUAGAGAUUUUAGUUAUGGUCUGUAAAAAAAAGGCUUUGAUCCCAGCUGCUCCAACUAGUCAAUAACUGGCGUGACAAAGUCAUGUUUCCAGAUCAACAGUAAACUGUCCCAAGGAAGAGUUCACACAUACAAACCUGCUAACAAUACUCUCUAUACCUCUCAAAACUUGGCUGUAAAGAUUUCAUUUUUCCUCAUGUUCUUAAAAGAUAACUAUUUUACAAGAGAUAAUUAACAUGCAUUGCAUUACUUUUAUCAGGUAGUCAGUACGUAACAUCUGGCAAAGCAGGAACAUUGUCUUGUUUUGUCUCAUAAUUUAGCUCAGCACAUAUGAAAAAUAAUGAACUUGCCAACACAAAGAAUUUCAUGUAUAAUCUGCUUUCUCUUAAUGCUAAUCAAUUUUUAUAGCAAAUCUUACAAGAGGCACAUCUCUUUUUGGCAAAAUAAUAAGUAGGUAAUCAAACUGAUAGUGCAAAAAUUAGCUCAACUUGUAGAGUCCCCCGUGUUGUUCCAAAUUAGAAAAUAAUGCAUGGAACUUCUUUGGCACAAUAAAGCAUUUCCUCAGUCAUGAAAUUUAGGGGCUGUAUGCGUAUUGAUGCUUUUACACAAAAUAGCCUGUGAUUACUGCAUGUAACAAUUCCCAGUAAUGCUAGGAAAUGAAACUCAUUACACUGUAGAAAGGGUUGCACUUUAAAAAUUAAACUGCAGAAGGUUAAAAAAAGCAUGGCUAGCAUUGUUUAUCUGUUGACCAGUGACACCUGAUUUAAACUUUUUACUACAGAGCAGGUAGCAAGACUUACAUAUAAGUCUAUUGUGAUACUUGCUUUUCGGAGAAAAACCAAGUUCUUAAAAGGAACCACUAUAGAUAGUUGCACUACUUUUAUCUACAAGUGUCUCCUACCUUUACAUUUGGACAUGUCAUGAGCACAAACAAUUUGGAUGCUGUCUCCAAAUUUCUCCCCUUUGUACCCUGCAAGUAGUUCAGCGUGUCAGAAUGGCAAAUAUGUGGGAAACCCUGAUGAAAGUAAGUAUAAUGAAAAUUCAGGUGUAGAUCUAAUAGCUACCACCGCUCUAAGUAGUUCAGUUUUUUCAAUCCAUCUUAAUAGAAUACAAUUCAAAUAUUUUGUUCUUACAAUAUAGUCAAUAUUUUCACUUACCUAUUGAGUUUUAAGUUAUCCUUGUAAAUGUGAGCAUAUCUAAAGAAGUGAGGAACGUAAGCUUCAAGAGAAGACAGAUUUUGGCAGUUAAGAUAACCCCUUUUUCUCUUAAUGAUGAUUUGCAGCCUUAAUUGUACAUUCAACAGACUGAAAAUCAUGAAUAUUGUAAGCAGUCAAGGAGUAUUUUUUAAAAACAACUGCAAGCCAUUGUUUUUUAGAUGUUGCUAAAAAGGACAGAGUAGCAAUUUUUAAAACCAGCAUAAUGUUGUAUGAGUCUCAACCGCAGAUAAAUUAAGGAAUGUCAACUGAAUACAAAUUCAGAGAUCUUCUUUAUAUAGAUCCACUCCAGAAGGUGUUAGUCCGGGGCUUGUCAUAUCUGUUGUAGGACUUGCAAGAUACUCACUUGACUUCAGACUUGUGAGAGAUUUGUAACUUGCUACUGAUGUCAGAGAGCCACAGAGACCAAGCAAUGAAGGAGUGUCUUCUUUUCCUAUUUAAGAAAAAAAAUUAACACUAGUGACUGGCACAUCCAGGGUGAUCAAUAAGGGAGCAUAAAGCAAUCGCUUUGCUCCCUUCUCCUACCCUUUUCAGGGCAAGUGUGACUGUCUAGAACAGGCAUUUCACCUAAUUUCUGGAUACAAGAACUGCCCAUGAACUACCCUCUGUCUUAGCAGAGUUCAGCUUCAGUUUAUUUGCUCUCAUCCAUCCAAGCACCAUUACCUGUAAUAAAAAAAUUACUUGUAGAUAA
Molecule: messenger RNA, 16701 nt
Organism: Podarcis lilfordi (Lilford's wall lizard)
Lineage: Eukaryota; Metazoa; Chordata; Lepidosauria; Squamata; Lacertidae
Source: the annotation of a GenBank genome assembly